Penicillium alfredii is the source of this 432-nucleotide messenger RNA. RefSeq lists its product as uncharacterized. The coding region runs from base 1 to 432 and encodes 143 amino acids. Lineage: Eukaryota; Fungi; Ascomycota; Eurotiomycetes; Eurotiales; Aspergillaceae. The record is from RefSeq and is a predicted model, not a curated record. The transcript has a single exon.
AUGGCUCAAUCGAACUCACAUACUCGGACACAGGACAUACAGGAAGACCUGCCCACGAGACAUCACGCAGAGGAAGUACUGGCUAGCCUCCACGGGUUACUGACCACCAUCUACAAUGACUGCGACCACCACAGUGAUACGUCUCAAGAUCAAACAGUCGACCACAUGGCCGGGGCUUACUCGAGACCAACAACCGAGAGGAUGGACACUGGUCCUGCACACCAGGACACAAGCAAAGACGCCCGUCACCCACAGGCCCCAUCUCCCCAACACCCCAACCAACCCGCCUCGACUCCAUACCCACCGGUGCAGGUAUGGCAUACUGUCGCCUCGACACACCGAGGAACAGACGAUCCAAGUCGUUGUGGGCUGAUGACCGGAAGAGUCUCGACCAUUGACCUAACCGAUAAUCCACACGAGCGAGCGCCCUAG